This is a messenger RNA of Cydia strobilella, 6217 nucleotides long. RefSeq lists its product as uncharacterized. Gene Ontology annotation, molecular function: sequence-specific DNA binding; DNA-binding transcription factor activity. Gene Ontology annotation, biological process: positive regulation of DNA-templated transcription; protein autoprocessing. Gene Ontology annotation, cellular component: endoplasmic reticulum membrane; nucleus. The transcript is spliced from 20 exons. NCBI's taxonomy places the organism in Eukaryota, Metazoa, Arthropoda, Insecta, Lepidoptera, Tortricidae. The record is from RefSeq and is a predicted model, not a curated record. Bases 28 to 3183 code for a protein of 1051 amino acids.
GCCAUUUCUUUUGCCAGGUACAACCAAAUGCGGGUAGACCUUCCGGAGCUAGACCAGACCAUCAUCAGCCCUCAACUGGUGUCCCUUGGCCAUGAGACCUUAACACCAGUUUACACCACCCUGCAAGAACCAAGCACCAAAAAGAGGAAGCACUCACAAGAUGUUUCACAAGUCAAGUGUGAACCAGCCUUAUCACCAGAAACGCACGUCCGCCCAGCGCCACCAUCCGUAGACGGAUCAGAGGCAGGAGAUGACGUGCCCCUCCAGUGCAUCAGAUUUGCACCCUUCCAGCAGAACUUAUGGCACACGCUGCAUGACUGCAACCUGAAAGCACUCCAACCCCCCUCCUACGUCGUCGGCGCCGACAAAGGCUUCAACUUCUCCCAGAUCGACGAGGCCUUCGUCUGCCAGAAGAAGAACCAUUUCCAAGUCACCUGCCAGAUCCAGAUGCAGGGCGACCCGCAUUACGUCAAGACGAACGAGGGGUUUAAGAAGAUUAGCGGGUUUAGGCUGCAUUUUUAUGGUGUCAAAGCCGAGGAUCCCAGUCAAGAAGUGAGGGUAGAACAAAGCCAAUCUGACCGCACGAAGAAACCUUUCCAUCCUGUACCAGUGGAACUUAGACGCGAAGGAACGAAAGUCACCGUCGGCCGCCUCCACUUCGCAGAGACCACAAACAAUAAUAUGAGGAAGAAGGGACGACCCAACCCUGACCAGAGGCAUUUCCAAUUGGUGGUGGCUCUGAGAGCAUAUGUUCCUAGCGGGGACGUUAUGAUCGCUGCCAGCGCUAGCGACAGGAUUAUUGUCAGGGCGUCCAACCCAGGACAGUUCGAGUCAGACUGCACUGAGAACUGGUGGCAACGGGGCGUAUCCGACAACAGUGUCCACUUUAAUGGACGUGUCGGAAUCAACACUGAUCGGCCUGAUGAGUCCUGUGUCAUUAAUGGUAACCUAAAAGUGAUGGGUCACGUUGUCCACCCAUCAGAUGCUCGGGCAAAGCACAACAUUGAGGAGUUGGAUACAGCGCAGCAGCUGAAGAAUGUUCAGAGCAUUAGAGUUGUCAAGUUUAACUAUGACCCCUCCUUCGCCGAGCACUCGGGCCUGCUCGGGUUCGACCCGACGUCCCCCGCCCCGCAGGCCGACACGGGGGUCAUCGCGCAGGAGGUGCGGCAAGUUCUUCCAGAAGCGGUGAAAGAGGCCGGAGAUGUUACGUUGCCGAAUGGGGACACUAUACACAAGUUUUUAGUUGUCAAUAAGGACCGUAUCUUCAUGGAAAAUCUCGGAGCAGUGAAGGAGCUGUGCAGAGUGACUGGAAAUCUGGAGUCCCGUAUCGACCACCUGGAGAAGAUUAACAGGAAAUUGUGCAAAAUCAACAUUCUUCAGAGGAGAGACAGUGCCAGAUCCAACAUAAGUAGCGACUCCCACUUCUCAGCCAUAUCCUCAUCAUCAAAAUCCUUCUACAGCGACGGUAACAUAUCCAUAGACCAAAUACGAGAUAUUGCCCGCAACAUCCGACGACACGAAUGUUGCCACAAACUCAGUCACAACUCCCCUAAAUACACAAGGAAACAAUGCAAAACCUGCCACGAUCCACGUAACUACUCGAAAUACGGAAAAUUCUACAACUACAACAAAACCUGCGUGAGAUACCAUAAAGAAGAGAAGCACGAAUGCAAAUUCCCGCCUUACGUCGGCACUUUAGAAUCUGACAUUCAGAAAAUCUCAGAUGACAGUACGAUGUCGAAGAAAAAAGACACUUGUCUGUGGUUGAAGGAGGAUUUUGCGCCUGGCAACACUAAGCUGGCGUUUUGUUGUAAGAAGGAAUACAGUGAUGCCAGCAGUGAAUUGAUUUCUAAUAAGUUUUUGCAGAUCGUGAUCACGAUUUUGAUUUUCAUUAUGGCUGUUUGUUUGGUGGUAAUGUCCGCCCUAUACUUCCGCGAACAUCAAGAGUUGUUAAACAUGAAGGAGAACAGACAGCACGAAAAAUACACUUACUACAACUAUAGGAAAGAAAACAUUCCUUACAGAGCUACGCCUCCAGACUUGAACCAAAUACAGAAUUUGAAAUUUUCACAACAUGUGCCUUCGAAGAAGAACGCAAAAGAAAAAGGCCCACACAAAACAACUCCGGAGUUCCCGACCACACCGUCCACAGAGUCUCUGCGCCCUAUCGCAUCUACCCUCCACGCUUCAAGAAACUAUGUCCGGGACGUGCUAAACAUGGACGCUACACACUCGCCACUGGAUCGUGCGAUCUCAAUAUCAGCAACUGCAGACAUCGUAGGAAAACUUGCAAGUGCUUGCAGUUUUUCUGCUAACUCAGAAAAUGAUCUGUACGCUGAAUGCCAGGAUUGGGAAUAUAUUUCAAGAUGGAUAAAAACAAUGAUGUCGCCAUGCAACCUGGAACCUCCUCAAGCCUUCGAGAACCAGGAGCCUUUGGAACGCAAACCAGAGCUGAAUGAUACAUUCCGACCCCCAGAACCUCCUGUAAAGGAUAACAAACUUCCAAACAUCCCAGUGAUACCUGAAAAAAAUGCCACAGAGCACCUUAAGCAAGACAACGAUUCAAUCCAACGCUUCAAAAAAAUACCCGAUGAAAUAAUGGCUGAAAACACUUUGCUGGACCCUAAUAAGUUGAACCAGACGGAUAACUUGACUGGAAGAGUGAGAAGGCAGAUAGGGAAACGUGUUAGGAAGAGAGAGGCGAAUGAAGCUUUGUCAGCUUCGAUGCGGAGUUCGGAGGAAAAUUUGGAGCAGCUUUCUGCAGAAAAAUAUCCUGUUAUCUUUGGAAUCGCCACACAAUCUUUUACAAACGACUCGCUCUUCACUGCAAUGGUGACGUCACACAUGACGUACAACAUCACCUACACCGUCCCGCUCUCGCACUGCCUGCAUGACAAGGACAUCGAUAUGGUUAUCAGGUCACCUCACCACCAACUGAGCGAGGUCCGCCUCUGCGACCUCCAAUGCGACGACGCGGACAAGAAAUGCCUCCGGGUCCGCGACGACACAAAGCCAUUCUUACAGUACGGUGCCUGGGUGCUCAGGAUGCCAUUGAGCUGCAAGAUGGAUAGGAUGCUCAGGAUCAGAGCUUCGUUUGCGCCUAAUAAGAAUAUCUGUUUUGCCUCGGACCACAUAUCGUCGCUCCUAGUCUACAAUAUACACGUUUACAGAGAUUGUCAAUAACUGAUGUUUGUCAUAAUAGUUUUUUGUCAUAAUCUGGUUCGAUUUGCUCGUGUUUGCGUUUAUGUGUUCUAAACUGUGAGAUAUUUUUAUGGCAAUAUAAUAAAAAACACUGUUUGGCCAACGUCAGUAACUUUACAUUAACAACAUUAUUAUGUUGAGUUUAUCAACCCGUUUAACGCUACACCUACCGUGCGCAGAGCAGUGUUGGCCGAACGUUAAUUGCAAUUAACCAUUAACCAGCACAAAUUAAACCGUAAACCGUAACGGACGGUUAUAGUUUAAGGUUCAAUUUGUACUGGUUAAUGGUAAACUUUUUUUUUUAUUCUUAAUUUUUAUAAAGGCUUCCGUACACUCGUGGUGACGAUGCCAGCCUCAUACGUGAGUUCACGUGUGUAACUAACCUUCAGACCUAAGUUCAAGAUAUUUUUUAUAACGUAAACAUUUUCUCAGCAACUUCUGAGGUUAAUAGUUAAUUGCAAUAACGUUUCGGCUAACACUGGCGCAGAGCGUCAUCGUUAACCUUGUCGGUAUGCACGAAGGUUGAUAGAGUUAGACCAAGAUAAGUCUGCAACGAUUUUGAUAGCACACGCAGUGCGUUAUUAUAUAAACUUCAAUGAAAUUAUGACGUUAAAAUAACGCACUGCGUAUGCUAUCAAAAUUGUUGAAUAAUUUUCUUGGUCUAACUGUAUUGGGCUGUAGCCAGUAGCCACCGUUAAUUGACUCUUUAAUUGACGUCUUUGGCGGUCAAAUGUUGAAGAGACCUUCGCAGAAUGACACUUGAAAGAUAUUUUUUAAUAAUUAAAGCAUUUAAAGUUAAUGACAUAUCCUUAAUUAAGAAUCUCUUUAAAAUCUGAAAACGUAGUGAAGAAAAUAUUUGUACUUUUUUUAUUGUAGUAAACUCUUCAUCUUCACAGCCUAACGCAGCGACUUACGUAAGUGUACAUUUGUACAACUCGCAAACGCGAAGCGAAGCGGCGCGACGGGCCCACGGCGUUCGCAUUCGCAACGAGAUCGCCUACGUAGGACACUUCUAUAGGUAUCAAAGGAUUGAUUCACCUCGCGCCGCAUCGCUUCGCUUCGCGUUCGCUUGUUAUUCUCCUACGUAGUACGCUCGGCUGCGUAAGAGAUUUGAUUAGAGUUCAUAUUCACUUAUUUUUAAUAAUGAUAUAGGUUUUUAUUUGACAAAGUUUUUAUUAUGUAAUGAUGUAUAUUUUGGUUUGGUCUUAUAUUUAAUGUGUUUAGUCAAAAGUAUUAAUUACUUAUGAUUCAAUAAUUAUAAGUAUAAUUUUAAUAUAGCGAUUAGACAUAAAUAAUAUUUCCUAAAUAAUUCAAUACAUUCCAGAAGUGCAAUUACUCGAUUUAUUUAUAAUGUCCGUCCUCUAGGCUCGAAUACUAAAUGCGUAUUUAUUAUAUAUUUAUGGAUAUACUCAUACAUUUGCGACCACAUGAAUCUCAUAUAUUACAUAUUUAUAGCCUAAAUUUUAAGGUACCGUCAACCGGGGUGAAUAGGGAUGGUUGGGGUGAAUAGAGACAAAACUUAAAAGGUGUAUUACCUGACAAUUUCUUAAAAAAUACCCACACAAAUUGUAUCAUACAUAACCUACUAUUAUUUACAAUCGAAUAAUACAAUUUGUGUAGGUAUUUUUAAGAAAUUGUCAGGUAAAUCACAUUUUAAAUUUUGUCCCUAUUCACCAUAGCCAUCCCUAUUCACCCCGUUUGACGGUAUUCAUUCUUUAAAUUAUACAUAUUUUUAAGAAACUUGUCAUUCAUUAUAAAUGAAAUCACAUUCGAUAAUCUUUUUUUACACAUAGUGAAAUUAGUAAAAUGUUCAGCACAUUGCGAAUUGACGUUAUACGAAAUAUAAACCGCCUAGGUAUAUUUUUAUUUCAUAUAAUUUACAUUUGUUUAAUGCAUACAUGCUUUUGACGAAAUAAGACAGUAUUUUCAUAUACUUUAAAAUGUCAAAAAGUUUGACAAUUUUAAAUUUAUUUUCAUGAAUUUGUUACAUUUUAAGAUCGAUGGUAUAAUAUUUAAGUCAAUUGUAAGUAAAAAUAAAAUUUGGUGGUAGCAUUUUUAUUUUACUUUGUACUUUACAGUACAUAAAUGUAGCUUUUAAUAUGUUUUGUUUGUUAUUGAUAAUCGUUUACGUAUAUGACGUAUUUUACAGCUUUAUUGUUAUUUUAAGUGUAUUUUGUUUUAGGCAAAACUUAUUAUAAAUGAUAUUUAAUACUCAUUUUGGUAUUUUCACUGGUUUUCUUUACUAUAGAUCUCUGUUAAUAUCACAUAAUUGUUUGAAAAAUAUUUUUAUAUUUUAUGAAUUUUGUGCUUUAUAUUUGACGCAAUAGAAUACACUUUACGAUUGUAAUAUACACAUUCCAAGCCAGUACUUAACUAGAAAAUAAGUAAAUUUUAAGACCAAUUCCAGUUUAGAAAAAGUAGUGCCACUAUCCUUUAUACCAACAUAACAUAUUUAUUAAAUAAUAUCACGUAUUUUAAAAAAACUUUAAACAUAAUUAUAAAAACCACGUCAAGGUUAUUUGAGGUGUAAUAGGCUUCUAUCAUUUUAUUGCUCAAUUGUUUUGAUUAGUAUUGAAUUUUAAUUCUUGUUUUUAUGUCAUUGUGGCAACUUCAAUAUAAAAUCUUUAAAUAACCAGUGUCUUUUAUUUAAGAUAAAAUCUUUUUCUCAAAACUGUGUUAAGAUUAAUUUUACGUCUUGCCAUAUUUUAGACUUUGUAACAAAGUAGGUGCAUCACUUUGUAUUACGACUUAGAAUUUAUUUAUCAUAAUUAGGUCAAAUAUAAUUAUAGCAAGCAUUUUUAUAAGAUGCUGAUUCGUUUCCAGAUUCCCAUAAGAUAGAUGUGUCGAGAAUUAUUUUUGAAAUUAUUUUUACUUUUAUUUUUAGUUAGUAUACUAGUUAAUAAUGAUAGAUGGUAAAUUUAUUUAUGUAAUAAUAAAAGUUGUAUUGUCUUUGUAGUGUUAAGUGUCCACAAAUUUGUAAUGUUAAAGAGACAUAAAUAAAAUGUAGUAGAGUAAC